Molecule: messenger RNA, 2211 nt
Organism: Oryzias melastigma (Indian medaka)
Lineage: Eukaryota; Metazoa; Chordata; Actinopteri; Beloniformes; Adrianichthyidae
Product: probable polypeptide N-acetylgalactosaminyltransferase 8
Exons: 12
Coding region: 256-2079 (607 amino acids)
Cellular component (GO): Golgi apparatus
Source: RefSeq, a predicted model, not a curated record
UUAAAACUACAUUUAUGUUGCAUCAAUGGCCACAAAAACAUAAAUUAAGUGUAUUUUCCUUUAUAAUUAAGUGAGAUUUUUCUCCUCUUGUUUUUUAGUGUUAAGACACACUUUAUUUGUCCUCCUAUUCAAAUUCUUUGGCUCCACGAUAUCAAGUAUCAAUGUGGAUACAGGGGCGGAGACACCAACAGCAGAUUUCUGGAUUCGAAGUGAACUUCCUCCUCUUUCUGUGUGAAGCUAAAGCUCACUUACAGAAUGAGGUCCGGCAGUCUGAAAGGACUGCUGACGGCGUUCGUCUCGGUUUGGGCUUUGUUUUACCUGAACUCCAUAAAAAGGGAAGUUCGGGACUAUUCGGGAAAACUCCAGAAGGCCCGGCUCAACGACUCCCUCAGGGGUCACGGCGUCCUGCAGAGGAUGAGCAAGAUCGAAGCAGACAUCGGCAAGCUGGUCAGUCUGCUGGAAAACGACAAGCAGAAAACAGUGAUGGAGGCAGACAGGAAGGAGGAGAAGAAGCCGGUGGGGAAACUUUAUCCAGACUCUCCUCUGUUUCGAAAAUGGGGGGACCACCUGUCGGAGGAAGAGCAGAAAGAUGCUGAGAGUUUAUUUAAGAAAUACGGCUACAACGCUUACCUGAGCGACAGGCUGCCGCUCAGGAGAGAGAUCCCCGACACCAGGCCUCCCAGAUGUGCAGAGAGGAAAUAUCCAGAAGAGCUGCCGUCCCUCAGUGUUGUCCUGAUCUACCUGGAUGAAGCUCUUUCCAUCAUCAAGAGGGCCAUCCGCAGCAUCGUGGACAAGACGCCCGCCCGUCUGCUGACGGAGAUCAUUCUGGUCGAUGAUCACAGCACCAAAGAGGAUUUGAUGCAGAAGCUGGACGACUACAUCAGCUUGAUUCAUGAAGAGCGUCCAGGCCUGGUGAAGAAAGUGAGGCACGCCGAGCAGCUCGGCCUCACGCAGGCCAGACUGUCCGGAUGGAAAGUAGCUACAGGAGACGUGGUGGCCAUCUUGGAUGCUCACAUAGAAGUCCAUGUACAAUGGGCAGAACCCCUGCUGGCUCGGAUUAAAGAGGACCGCACAGUGAUCCUCUCUCCAGUCUUUGACAAAGUCAACUACGAUGACUUUGCUGUGGUUCCUUAUCCUCCUCACGCUCACGGCUUCGACUGGGCUUUGUGGUGCAUGUACGAAUCCUUCCGACCGGAGUGGUACGCCUCAGGGGAUAAAUCACUGCCUGGAAAAAGCCCCUCAAUCAUGGGAAUACUUGUUGCUGACCGUAAAUUCUUUGGGGAGAUCGGCAGUCUUGACGGGGGAAUGAAAAUCUACGGAGGAGAAAACGUGGAGCUGGGAAUCCGGGUGUGGCUGUGUGGAGGCAGCAUAGAGAUCAUUCCUUGCUCUAAAGUUUGCCACAUUGAACGCUAUAAAAAACCGUAUCUGCCGGACCAGAGAGACGUGAUGAGACGUAACGCUCUGAGGGUGGCGGAAGUCUGGAUGGACGAGUACAAAUCCAACAUCAACAUCAUCUGGAAUCUGCCGAUAUCCAAUCAUGGGAUUGAUAUUGGAGACGUGUCGGAGAGGAAGAAACUCAGAGAGAGAUUGAAGUGCAAACCCUUCCAGUGGUAUCUAGAUCACGUUUACCAGUCGCUGCAACCAUUAAAUGGCGUGAUUGCAUAUGGUGGUCUGACCAAUGAGCUGUCGCCAGAAUUCUGCGUGGACCAAGGCCCGAUGCCGGUGCACACACCAAUACUAUAUUCAUGCCACUUCUUGUCAAGUCAGCGCUGUUAUUAUCACACUGAUGGAAAAAUGUUCGUCGGUUAUCUCAUUUCCCACAAAAAUGUUAAUAAUAACUGCCUGGUGGACCUUAACUCUGGCAUCUAUCCGCACCUGUGCGAUUGCAAAAUGGCCCAAGAGAAAAAAUAUCACAUGUUGUGGGAUUUUAAUCAGGGAGGAGCGAUCCGAAACAGAGACACAAAGAGAUGUCUAGAGGUCACGAAGGGCGGAGACGGAUCCUUCAAACUGGUUGUUCAGAAGUGCAGCGGUCAAAGCUGGAAGAUACAACAUGUGACGGAUCGAUUGAUACGGAUUUGAAGCCUUAGCUGUCAGUCCGAACGUCUUUCAAGUUGAACAGGAUUCUUUGGGGUCUGCUCGUCACGAAUGAUCCGACACGAAGUCGUCCCAUUUGCUCUGCCACAUGGCGAGACCCGCGUCCUUCAAAUGAGG